Folsomia candida is the source of this 2338-nucleotide messenger RNA. Its product is annotated as transketolase. Gene Ontology annotation, molecular function: transketolase activity; thiamine pyrophosphate binding. NCBI's taxonomy places the organism in Eukaryota, Metazoa, Arthropoda, Collembola, Entomobryomorpha, Isotomidae. Bases 169 to 2049 code for a protein of 626 amino acids. The transcript has 10 exons. The record is from RefSeq and is a predicted model, not a curated record.
GUUCUUUCUUCUUCCACCAUCUUCACCACCACCACGCCGUGUUCUUCUUCUUUGACUGCAUUUCCAGCUCCUCAGUUCCUGUCCGGCCGGCAACAACAGCAGAAGAAGAAGCACUACCACUCGGAGACUACUUAUCUUUUGCGCCUUCAACUUUGACAAUAAGCUAAAAUGGCCAGUUACCAUAAACCCGAAUCCAAAGUGGUUCAAGAGCUCCGAGAUAUUGCCAACAAGCUUCGAGUGGACUCUAUCACGUCCACAAAUGUUACCAAGUCUGGGCAUCCAACAUCAUGCUCCUCCAUGGCGGAGAUAAUGUCGGUGCUGUUCUUCCAUACGAUGAGGUACAAAGUCCAGACCCCGAAGGACCCUUCCAACGAUCGCUUCAUUCUGUCCAAGGGUCACGCCGCUCCGAUUUUAUAUGCCGCAUGGGCCGAAGCCGGUCUCUUCCCAGUAACCGACUUGAACAAUUUGCGAAAAAUUGACAGCGAUUUGGAAGGUCACCCCACGCCUAGAUUGAACUUUGUCGAUGUUGCUACCGGUUCGUUGGGACAGGGUCUCAGCGUUGCUGCAGGCAUGGCCUAUGUGGGAAAGUACAUUGACAAUGCUCCGUACAAAGUGUAUUGUCUCAUGGGUGAUGGUGAAGCUGCGGAAGGGUCUUUGUGGGAGGCCAUGCAUUUCGCCAGUAAAUACAAGUUGGACAAUCUUGUCGCUAUUUUGGAUGUGAACAGGCUUGGUCAAUCCGAACCUACUGCUCUCCAGCAUGACAUGGACACGUAUCGAAAAAGGUUGGAGGCUUUUGGGUUCAACGCCUUGGUGGUUGACGGCCACGAUGUGGAAGAGUUGUGCAAGGCUUUCCAUGAAGCCAGCGAAACUAAGGGUCGGCCAACAGCCAUCAUUGCCAAGACAUUCAAGGGAAAGAACUUCCCAAAUAUCGAAGAUCAAGACAACUGGCAUGGGAAGCCACUUGGAGAUGAUUCGCCGGCUGUCCUUGAGUAUCUCAAAGGACUAAUUAAGAACAAUGGUGCUAUCCAGUUGAUUCCAUCAAAGCCUGUUGUGGAAGUUCCCCCAACCAAUUUUGCUGCUGGGGUCAAGCUCUCUCAACCACCAAAUUACAAGAUGGGAGAACUCGUUGCCACUCGACUUGCUUAUGGUAACGCUCUGCAGAAGUUGGCUGCUGCAAAUGAUCGCGUCAUUGCUUUGGACGGUGACACAAAAAAUUCAACAUUCUCGGAUAAAGUACUCAAGAAUACUCCUAAGCAAUACAUUGAAUGUUACAUCGCCGAGCAAAAUCUUGUCGGAGUCGCCAUUGGUGCUGCCUGCCGUGAUCGUACCAUAACUUUUGCUUCCACGUUUGCUUGCUUCUUUACAAGAGCAUUCGACCAGAUUCGAAUGGGAGCAAUUUCACAAACUAAUCUUAACUGUUGUGGUUCUCACGCUGGAAUCAGCAUUGGUGAGGAUGGUCCAUCUCAAAUGGCAUUGGAAGACUUGGCAAUGUUCAGAACUAUCCCCACUGCUACCGUGUUCUACCCAUCCGACGCUGUUAGUACUGAAUAUGCUGUCGAGCUAUGCGCCAACACUAAGGGAAUUUGCUUCAUCCGAAGCUCUCGGCCAAACACUGCAGUCUUGUACAAAAAUGACGAGCCUUUUGCGAUUGGAAAAUCCAAGGUUGUUCGAACCAAUCCUGCAGACAAGGUUCUAAUCAUCGGUGCUGGUGUGACUCUUCACGAGGCUCUCAAGGCUGCGGAUGAACUCGAAAAAUCUGGCAUUCAUGCACGAGUUGUUGAUCCCUUUACCAUUAAGCCUUUGGACCCCGAAAUUAUUCAACACGCCAAGGCCGUGGGUGGCAAAAUUGUUACUGUUGAAGAUCAUUAUCCUGAAGGAGGACUCGGUGAUGCUGUUUGCAGCCUUGUGUCUGAAGAAAAGAACAUCAUUGUCAAAAAGUUGGCAGUUAGAAGCGUUCCACGCUCAGGACCUUCAGCCGUCCUUUUGGAGAAAUUUGAAAUUGAUUCAAAGGCCAUUGUCAAGGCUGUGAAUCAAAUUCUUGCUGCGUAAGAUCCAUGUUAUGAGCUAUAUAACCACUGCAACAUCUGAAUUAAGAUAUAUAAAAAAGUGAUCAGAAUUAUCAUAAACAUGUCAAUCAUGAUGGUAUAUUAGUAAACAAAAACAUUGUCAUUUGCUUUAAUUUCCACAUGGAAUUAUUUACACAUUCCUUCUUAUAUGUGAUAUAAAAAUUUACAUAUUCAAUAUGACCAAUAAUUAACAAAAGUUAAUAAAAAAAAUUGCUAACUUCCCAUCUGUUAUCAAUAUGCAUUGAGAGAUAAUAAAUUAAAAAUUACAAUUA